This is a messenger RNA of Chlamydomonas reinhardtii, 1943 nucleotides long. RefSeq lists its product as uncharacterized. NCBI's taxonomy places the organism in Eukaryota, Viridiplantae, Chlorophyta, Chlorophyceae, Chlamydomonadales, Chlamydomonadaceae. Gene Ontology annotation, molecular function: nicotinate-nucleotide adenylyltransferase activity; nicotinamide-nucleotide adenylyltransferase activity. The coding region runs from base 287 to 1579 and encodes 430 amino acids. Gene Ontology annotation, biological process: NAD+ biosynthetic process. The transcript has 3 exons. The record is from RefSeq and is a predicted model, not a curated record.
GCUCGCAGCCAGCUCGGCAGCGCUCGCAGCAACUGCGCUGGCUAGCACAAGCAUAGCGCAAGAGCCGCCUGCUGAUAUAUCGUGGCGGGCUGGCCCAGCCACACCCAGCCACGCAUCUGUGCCUUCCUCCGGCACGUACCUCGGCCCUGGCCGCCUGCCGGCACCCGCCCCACUGCCCCUCAACCCGCCCCUGCCCACCGACAAGCUCAGCUGCAAGGCAGCUUCCACGCAGCCCCGCACCCCCGUGGUGCUGGUGGCUGCCGGCAGCUUCAACCCCCCUACCGUGAUGCAUCUGCGGAUGGCGGAGCUGGCGGCAGAUGAGUUGCUGCGGCGAGGGUACGACGUGUGGGGCGUGUACUUCUCCCCCGUGGCUGACUCGUACGGCAAGGCAGGACUGGCGCCCGCCGCUGACCGAGUGGCCAUGUGCCGCCUUGCCGCCGCCGCAACCUCCACCGCCGCCACUUCAGCUGUCGUGCGCGAGGGCGCGCAUGUGAGCGGCAGCGGCGGCGGCGGCAGCAAAGGUUAUGGCGGCAGCGGCGGCGGUGGUGGGCACGGGAGCUCGGGAGUGGGUGGGAGAGACGGCGCAGGCCCCGUGGCGCCGCUACCCGCUGGCGGCGGCUCAGAAGCGAUCCAGCCACGUCCGCAGCUGCAGCAGCUACAGCCGCCGCCGUCACAGCAGCACCAGUUACUGCCACAGCAACCGCAGCUGCAGCUACAGCCGUCAAAGCUGCAGCCGCUGCUACUGCCGGACCCAGAGCCGGACCUGGUGAUGGUGGACGGGUGGGAGGCGGCGCAGCCGGGUUACACACGAACCCUGGCGGUGCUGCGACGAGUGGAGGGGGAGCUGAGGGCCUGGCUGCUGCAGGCGGCGGGGGCAGCAGGCGCAGGCACAGGGCCGGAGGCGGCGGAGGCGGCGGAGGCGGAGGAGCAGGAGGGGCAGCGGCCGCCACCAGCCGUGGGAGGCGGUGUCCAGGCAGCGCAGGCGGGGGGGCCGGGGCAGGGGCAGGGGCAGGCGCGGGCCAGCACAGGAGUGGUUCAACAGCAGCAGGAUCGGCAGGAUCGGCAGCAGCAGCAGGAGAGGCCGGUCCGGGCAAUGCUGCUGUGCGGGGCGGACGUGCUCGCCUCCAUGGCCAGCCCGGGCGUGUGGCGCAACCCGGACGUCAUCCUGCGCGAGCACGGCGUGGUGUGUAUUGCACGCGCCGGCAGCCCCCUCGACGGCCUGCUGUCGACCCCGGGGAACGUGCUGCACGACCACCGGGACCGUGUCGUACUGGUGUACGACCACGUGGGCAACAGCAUCAGCUCGUCCGCCGUACGGGCCGAGCUGGCGGCUGGCCGACCCGUACGGCACCUGCUGCCGGCGGGCGUGGCGGCGUACAUACACGCCAGGGGGCUGUACAGCAGUACGGGCACGGGCACGGGCAUGCGUGGUGGUGAUCGUGUGGGUGGUGGUGGUGGUGGUGGCGAAGGCGGCGGCGUGGAGGGGGCGGGUGGUCGCAUGGCGGUGGGUGCUGGCGCGGCAGGGCGCAGCGGCGGCGGGCUGGCGGGGCGCGCGGGCAGCCUCGAGGUGAUUGUGUGAGCGGCAAGUUGGAAGGAGGCUGGCGGCUGUUGGCUACCGGUGGCUACCGGGACAGUGUUGAGGCAGGUUGAUGAAAUCCCGUAGGGUAAUUCCCAGACCCCAGCAGGCUACCGGUGGUAUGUCGCUGCGAAGCUGACCCUUGCGUAGCUCCAAUCAGUCAGCUGCAGGGGGGCUACGGACACACAUCAUGGCCCCCAUGCCCCGAAACGUCCCGUAUCGGUGACGUUGGCAAUCAAGAGACUUUGAUGAAGUGCCUUGGCUAGUCCACGGGUUGUCUGUGAAAUAGGGCGAGCCAUCGCGCUGCCGAGCCUGGGAGGCUGAAGUGCUGAACUAAACGUUCCGCCCACGUCCCGACCGUCGACCG